UGACUCACUUAUUCCUGGAUUGGUAGCUGCUAAAUUGGAGAGAGGGGCGUCCACAGUUUCAAAGUAAUUGAAGAUUCAGAUGUUGUCACUUUAAUGAUGUAAAUUGACCCUCCUCCACAGCUGAAAAAAAAACUACGUCACUCAAUACACGGAAGGUGUUUUCUGAGGACCUUACGAAAGAAAAGGGCAUUGGUCGUGGACAAAUCGAAUAUGUCGGAUAAGAUCCUGACUUUGGCCAGUUGUACUGAAAAGGCGGAGGAUGUCGAUAGUUCGUCAGGUAUUCAAAGCUGCAUUGUUUGAAUGAUAAACAUCACCAGGAAAAAUAUUAAGCGAGCUCUCGCAGGCCACUACCAAGUUGAAAGCAGAUUUGGAUUGAACUGUAUAUGUAAUUAGGGACUUAUUUACGGAUUCGGAAUAUGAUUGAUCUACCAUACUCCUGGUGAUUUUGCAGUUAUUCGCCGAAGGUUUCUGUUUAUUUUCUUACGAUGGAAUAAUUAUCGAGGAAACGUAUCUGACAAUAAGCGGUCUCGCGAUUUUUCUUGGAGUGUGUACACGAAAGGUUGAAAGCUGUUUAAAAAAGAGAAGUUGGAAUCAUGAAUUACUCUUUGAAGAGGGAAUACCUUGAAAAAUGGAUGUCCCUUAUUAAUAGACACCCGUUUUCACGCGGAUGUGAUGAUGAAGACAUGUUCAAGGUGCCUCCGGCACGUUCCGUCAGCAUGUCGAGUCUUCGGAACCCCUCUGGACAUCCCCUAAUAAACAUUUCAGAAUACGACAGACCUGUGUCGUACAGUUCGGACGAGGAGUCCAGUAACCCGACAUCGCCCUAUCACCAGGCACGGAAUCAGCAAGGUGCGCUAAGCGAUCGAUCAAAGGAGUCGGAGAACGAAGAGCUGCUCUCAGAGAACGAAUCGGAGUUCCAGCUUCACGUAGAGCAUGUGGCCACGCUCUCGCCCAAACCUACCAGAUCGGAUUCUGUAAAAUUGAAGAGGCAGUCUAAUGGAAGACAAUACCGGAAAAAUUCUCAACCAAUAGGAAGUGCUACGCCACCUAAGCCGGCCCGAAGGAGCGCGAGUUUGAAGCUCAAACGUAUGCACCUGGAUGUAAACAAUCAGUCGAAAGAGCGGACGAUGCCUUGCCUACCCAAAUGCAGUAACCGACCAACGAAUCCAUCCAUCACAAUAACCAUUGAAUCAGACGAUGAUUCUAUCUACAGUGAUUAUUUGAAUCCUGAUGUUAAUUACAAGAAUGAGAUAAACCGUGUUCACUUUGUUGGGGAUGAGACCUCGCUGUAUGGGACUCCCAGAGAGGAACUGUUGCCCCCUACUGGCGACACGGCCUCCAAUGACCUGUACAACAACAAGUCCAGUCCGACCAGCUUCCUCAAGGAGCAGAUCAUUUCUUUUUUUCAACCGUCGGAUAAUAAACUUGCAAUGAAGUUGUUUGGGAAUAAAAACUCUCUACAGAGGGAGAAGAUGAGACACAAGCGGGUGGGGAACUGGGUGAUACAUCCCUGUAGCAAUUUCAGGUUUUAUUGGGACUUGUUCAUGUUAGUCCUUCUACUAGCCAACCUUAUCAUCUUACCAGUAGCCAUAUCGUUCUUCAACAAUGAUCUCUCGGAGGAAUGGAUAGCAUUCAACUGUAUAUCCGAUACCGUGUUCUUUUUGGAUAUUAUUAUCAACUUCCGGACAGGUAUAAUUCUAAAUGAUUUUGCCGACGAGAUUAUUUUGGACCCUAAAUUGAUUGCCAAACAUUAUGUCAAGUCUUGGUUUUUCCUCGACUUAAUCAGCACAAUACCAAUGGACUAUAUCUUUCUUUGGUGGGACGCAGAAGCCGACUUUUAUCAAAUGGUCCAUGCAGGUACGGGUUUGCGAGUGGAUGCAGGCUCAUACUGGCAAGGGCGAGCCUUACGAAUUCUACGUCUAGCCAAACUCCUGAGUCUCCUUAGGCUGCUGCGGCUGUCGCGACUGGUUCGCUAUGUUCAGCAAUGGGAGGAGCUGUUAAAAUCUAAGAAGUUUGACGCAAACCCUUGUAUGACUAAGUGUGGACGACGCAGGCGCCCGGGGUUCCUUGCUGUGGCUGGAAAGUUCAUGCGGAUAUUUAAUUUGAUAUGUCUGAUGUUACUCCUCGGUCACUGGAACGGCUGUCUACAGUUUCUGGUUCCCAUGUUAGAGGACUUUCCAAGAGAUUGUUGGGUUUCUAUUGAAGAACUUAAGAAUGCUUCAUGGUGGACCCAGUAUACGUGGGCUUUGUUCAAAGCUCUGUCACAUAUGCUUUGCAUAGGGUAUGGUCGUUUCCCGCCACAAAAUAUGACAGACACGUGGCUUACAAUUUUGAGCAUGCUCAGUGGUGCUACAUGCUACGCGCUUUUCCUUGGACACACUACAACGAUAAUUCAAUCUUUUGAUACAUCACGAAGACUUUAUAACGAGAAGUUCAAACAAGUUGAAGAAUACAUGAUAUACAGAAAGCUUCCGAGAAAACUGAGACAGAAAAUAUCUGAAUACUAUGAACACCGUUACCAAGGCAAAAUGUUUGACGAAGACAAUAUACUGGACGAAUUAAACGAGGUUUUAAGACAGGAGGUGAUCAACCACAACUGUCGAGCUCUGGUCAAAUCCGUGCCAUUCUUCACAAACGCCGAUCCUCAGUUCGUGUCGGCGGUCAUAAGUAAAUUAGAAUUCGAAGUCUUUCAACCGGGGGAUUAUGUAAUUAGGGAGGGAACUAUGGGAAAUAAAAUGUACUUCAUCCAGGAGGGCAUCGUCGACAUUAUCACCAAGGACAAUGAAAUCGCCACCUCGCUUUCUGAUGGCUCAUAUUUUGGCGAGAUAUGCCUGCUUACCAAUGCAAAACGAGUGGCUAGUGUGCGGGCAGAAACAUACGUCAAUUUAUAUUCACUGUCAGUACAACAUUUCAAUUCAGUACUGGAACGAUAUCCGCUCAUGCGCAGAACGAUGGAAAGUGUUGCCGCAGAACGACUAACGAAAAUCGGCAAAAAUCCGAGCAUCGUUAGUAGUAGAGCGGAUCUGGAGGAGGACCAGAAAUUAGUCAAUGAGAUCGUCAUGGAAUCCACCCCUGUCGUAACGAGUGCUAGUGAAGACGAGGACAAAGAUUCAGACGACAGCUCCGAGAGUUCGAAAAGCUCGCGCAGGAAGAAAAAAUUCAAGUUCGAUUUCACAGGAAAGUUGCAAAAAAUCACUGAGGAAAGGAAGUCGAAAUCAAGAGAGAGCCUUCACAAGGAUUCCCUUGAUAUGCCAAACGGGAAAAUGGAAAAGUUGCGCAAGAUGCCGUCCGGUUCCAAUUUGUUUGGGCUACGAGUAGGUUUUGCAGGGUUUUCUGACAGAAAACGAUCGGAAAGUGUGGGAGCGAAUUUGAAUUCAAUAGAACAUCAUUCUGGGUCGGGCCAAUCGGGGCAAAGUUAUCUUCCUCGUAGGGCCAGUUUUCUUGGAACGAAGUUCUUUAAACCGAAAGAACCAAAGAAAGAAAAGAAAGAAAGGACCAGAUCAACGGGAGGAAAUGAUUCACCAUCAUCAGAUGGGAAAGGCGGUGUGAUUCAGUUCCUAACAGUUCCCCUUCAAGCUGAUCUGAGGCAUAAACUAAAGGGAAAGAAAUCGAAAUCAGAACACUCGGUUUCACAAAAAGAACCUCCCACCAAUAUGCAUUCCCAGGACAUCAUUGAGGAAUCUCCUCUCAAUGUGCAAUCAGGAAGCGAUAGUAUACCUGAAACAGUGGUGCAUCAGACCGAUAGGGCUAAAGAAUGCGUCUAUCAGAUAGAGGAUAUAGAUGAGUCAUCACCCAGUUCCCAUCUUUAAGUAUUUUCAUUUUUUUAAUUUAAUUUCAUAAAAAUUUCAUCGUUCGAAUUUAGUGUACACUUCGGAAGAUUUUUAUCAUAAAGUUUAAUUACAAGAUUCAAUAUGCCAUAUCAUAAAGAUAAUAUUUGACUUUUUAAUGCAAUUUUAUUAUGCAACCAGGUAUAAAUACAUGUGGAUUUAAUAGUACAACAAAGUUUAAAUUCUUUAAGGAUUCUAGUGUUUUUUUCUCUUUAUUGAAAAUUGUAAGGCAGCAUAAAUAUUUCUUAAGAAUAGAAACUUUUGUAAAAUAUAAUUAAUUAAUAAAUAUGUCUACCCUCGAUUGAGAAAGUUGGAUAAUAGUCACAUUUAUUAAGUUAUUUCAGCCCUAUAUUUGCAUUCUGAUAAUUUUAUAUAGUAAAGAAAAUUUUAUUUGGUUUAGUACAUGUAGCAUUUAUAUCAAACACAUCAAUAAAUGAUUGGAUUGUGGUUUCGUAGUUAAUUGGGAAAACUAUAACUUUUUUUUUUUAAUUUUCGAAAGCGAGAGAAACGAAAACUUUUGUUGUUUGAAAUACAAAAUAAAGCCCACCCUCUUAAAUAUUUUAAAGAUAUAUGGUAACAUAAAAGAUAAAUGUAGACUAAGACCUUUUAUCUGAACUUUUUAUCUUUAAACAGUGUUUUAUUCGCGAAAAAAUUUAUUCAUCACAGAAUUAUCAUAAGGUUGUAAUAAAAAGGCUUUAUUAUGCUACAAAUUGGACAUCUACAGCUAAGAUACCUCAUGAUUUAAUUGAAACUCUAUAUCAUACCACUGUAUGCAUAUCAAGUAAUACUGUUUUUCCUUUGACGAAGUGCGUGUUGCUUCAAUCGUCCACCAUGGUUUUUUUUCUUUUCUUAGUGCAUUAGGAUGAACCACUUCUUUGUAAAAAAAAAAUUGUGUCUGUAACCGCUUUAUGUAAGAAAAACAAGAAGUCCAGAUAUAUUUAAUUUUAGUUUGAAAACAUGAAAUUUCAAGGUUCGCGAGAUUGAUUUUCAUGUGCCAUGUGUAAGAGUUGCAAUAUUAUUGCUACAUCACACAGUGAUAUAAUGAGACAUUUUACUGUUUUUAUGAGGGUAAUUGCCUUGUCUUGUUCAUUAUUUUUUCGUAUUAUUGUUUAGUGUUUUAAUAUUAUUGUAGUGCAUAUACAAUGCACAUCAUGCGUGCCAAAUUGUCUUUUUUGUAGUGUGUAGUUUACAACGAAUUUUGUUACUUUAAUGUCUCGGUUUGCAUAUUUUGACGAUCAACUAUUUUUCCUCUUAAAAUUCAAAGCUUUAACUUCAUUGGUCUAUCAGUAUUAUAAAUUAAAUUAGCACGAACCCUUGUUGGUUUUUAUGUGUAUACUGAUAGUCAACUCCUUUAUGCAAUUGCAGAAUUCAUAAAACACACGGUUAGAUUUAUUUUCCAAACAUUGCUGCAGGGUUUAUAUUUUUUCAUGUUAAAUCCAUCAUAAUGUCCAUAUUUGUUAAUUUAUAUAUUGAAGAACUGGUUUGAAAUGUAUUUCGGUGUUACAUCAUAAUGGUUCUGUCACUUUGUAGUUGUUAAGUUUUGUUAACGUACUUUACUAAUGUAUUAAAGUCUCUUUGUUUUCUAAAAAAAAAAAUACAUUCCAAGGCGUUGUCCCCCUUUUUUAACUUCUUAUUUUGUUUGAAAUAAGCAUGUUUCGAUUAAAUGAUUGUUUUGUCGUAUUUAUGUUCCCAGAAAGAGAAAAAUAUCCCCCUUUGCCUCUGUGUAACACAGCAAGAUUAUGUAGUACAUUGCAACAUAAUUGUUUCCUAGAAACUAAUGUUAUUCUGUAGAUAAGAUCGACUGUGAUAUUAUACAUGCAUCGCGAUUUUCUUUCUUUCGUUCUGUUUUUUUUUAAAGAAUAUUUGUUAUAUAUUAUUUAUUUAUGUUGGUAAGAACGUUAUCUCUGACUCCUUUAGUAAAAGGCCAAGGACAGAGAACUUACUGAUUUUCACUGAGUUAUCAGAAUAAAAACUGAAACAUUUUCAUA
Molecule: messenger RNA, 5815 nt
Organism: Magallana angulata
Lineage: Eukaryota; Metazoa; Mollusca; Bivalvia; Ostreida; Ostreidae
Product: potassium/sodium hyperpolarization-activated cyclic nucleotide-gated channel 3-like
Exons: 12
Coding region: 594-3809 (1071 amino acids)
Biological process (GO): transmembrane transport; potassium ion transport
Cellular component (GO): membrane
Molecular function (GO): voltage-gated potassium channel activity
Source: RefSeq, a predicted model, not a curated record